AUGGCGGGCUCUGUCAACCGUGGGCACAAACGCCUCUUUGCACUCAUCGCCCUUCUGCCCUUCUGGCUCAGCUUUGCGGCUCUCUCUUCAACCGCCAAUGCGCACCUCGUAGGACAUGGCGCCGACCGCCCUCAGGACCCAUCCCGCAAGUCGCUCGCGUGGGGUCCCGAGCACGUCCACAAGGUCUUCGCCGAUGUUGAGGCAGUCAACGAGUCAGCCGCUCCCCUCAAGCGAGGUCUCGACUCCAACACUCGCAAGCAUGCCUAUGCCGCUGCUAUCCACUACGUCAACGCCGAGGAUGGUCCAAAAAACCCUUACUCGGUAGCCACCCGUCUGGCAAAGCAUCUGCUCGGCUACGCUCAGGGUCUUGCCCCUUCGGGUCACGACUUCUACGUCCGUCCCGACUCGUACACCGACCCCUCGAGCGGCAUCUCACACUACUUUGUCCGACAGCUCGUCAACGGUCUCGAGGUGGCCGACGGUGACCUCAACAUCAAUAUUUCGCCCCAAGGCAAGAUCCUCUCCUUCGGUUCCACCCUCUUUGCUGGUCACGCUCCUCCUCCCUUCACCAACCAGGGCGUCUCCGCUUCCGAGGCUCUCAAUGAGGACCAGACCGAGCGUCACUGCGCUGAGGUGCGCUCCGAGCUUGAAGCUCUCCUCUUCCCUCCGACCUCUUCCGCUGAGUACACCGAGCAUCCCGGUGCUGACUCGACCAACACCCAAGAGGCUUUCGUCCGAGGAGGCGUUCACCAAUUCGUCUUUGAUAGCCUUGCUGGCCACCAGAACCAGAAAGAGCAUCCUGCUCGCAGCGCCAACGUAGACCCGCACACGUUGCUGCCUCUGCAGGAGGAGCUUCACGAGCUCUGCGGCGUGCCUUCGGACGACCCGCUCCUCCAGGGCGCCGACCUCUCGUCGCGCAUUGCUGGCGCGCUCCCGCAUCUUCGCUCCAAGCGCGAUGUCCACGGCCCCGAGAGCCUCGUCGACCCUCGGCUCGCCCUCAUCUAUUUCCUCAAGCAGGCGACUCCUGAUGAGGGUCUCGCUGCUCGUCUCUCGGACCCGCACGCCGCUGAGAGCGAAGCCGCCCAGAUCUUCACCACCUUUGAACACAAGCUUCAGCCUCAUGCUGGCAAGACCGAGUCGGGCGCACAGGGCUCUCACACGCAGAUCGAGUACCUCCACAACGUGCCCACCGCCAAAGGUCCCGUGCCUGCUCAGCUCGCCUACGUUCAGACCGAGGGCGAGGGCCUCAACCUGGUCUGGAAGUUCCAGAUCCCUCUCGAGGACAAUGCCUACGAGGCGUACGCCGACGCACACCGCCCCGGUAGCAUCAGUACUGUGGUCGAUUGGGUGCAUAGCAUGCCCCGCCCGCGCGCUAAGCAAGCCGUCAAGCCUGCUAACGCUGGCAACCGCAAGCUUCCCGAGCUCGGACGCCCUGACUUUUCAGACUACGCUCCGGAGAAGCCCUCCAAGCCAACUGAAGCAGGCGCUCCUGCUCCUUUGAGCCACGAGCCUAUGUACCGUGUCUUCAAGUGGGGCCUCAACGACCCCACUGAGGGCAAGCGAUCCGACGAAAGGGGUGAGCGCUACGAGGAGGCUUCCCCCGCAGGCUGGCACACCGUUCCCGGCAAGACGUCUCCGUUCUCGUCGCUCGAGGCCGACAGCGCUUUCGCAGUGGUCGGCAACAAUACGGUGUACUCGGACACCCGAGGCAACAACGUGUUUGCUCAGGCCGAUCCUUCGGGCAACGGCGAGUGGAAGUCGAGCCUCAUCAAGCGUCCCGCGGGCCGUCUGAGCGAUGACAAUUCGACCGACAUGAUGUUCAACUACCCUUACAUGUGGCGCAAGUCGGAGAAGAAACACUCGGAACUGCCUCCUGCCGACUACGUCGCUGCCGCCACCGUUCAGCUCUUUGUGACCAUCAACGAGUACCACGACCUUCUCUAUGCCUACGGCUUUGACGAGGCCUCGGGUAACUUCCAGGAGCACAACUUCGGCCGCGGCGGUGAAGGAUACGACGGUGUCAUUGCUUUCGCUCAGGAUGGCGCUGGCACGGACAAUGCCGACUUUAUGACGCCUCCCGAUGGACAACGCGGCAGGAUGCGAAUGUACGUUUGGGAUCAGUCGACUCCCUUCCGUGACGGCGACUUUGAAGCCGGCAUCGUGAUUCACGAGUACAGCCACGGUCUCUCGACGCGUCUGACCGGUGGUCCCGCCAACAGUGGCUGUCUCGGCUGGGGUGAGUCGGGAGGCAUGGGCGAGGGCUGGGGCGAUGCGCUGGCUUCGAUCAUCCGCCGAACUGGUGCGGCUCCGCACGACUGGCCCAUGGGUUCGUGGGCGUCCAACCGCGCCAAGGGCAUCCGAAACUACCCCUACUCGACCAACAAGACGAUCAACCCCGAGACCUACUCGUACCUGGACCACGCCGGCUAUUGGGGAGUUCACGCGAUUGGCGAGGUGUGGGCGACCAUCCUGAACGAGGUGGAGGAAGCGCUGGUGCUCGAGCACGGGUUCACCACCAACCUCUUCCCUCCUGCCACCAACGCCACUGCCGAGGAGCAGGCGCGCUUCUUCCUUGCCGAGGACGAAGUGGCUUCGCUGGGUGAGCACCGAGUGAGCAAGCGACGCGUUCCUCGUCACGGCAACUCCCUGCUGGUGCAGCUGAUCCUGGAUGGCAUGAAGCUGCAGCCUUGCCGACCGAGCUUCUUUGAUGCGCGUGAUGCGAUUGUGCAGGCGGACAAGCACCUGACGGGCGGACAGAACCGAUGCCUGCUGUGGAAGGCGUUUGCCAAGCGCGGUCUGGGCACGGAUGCCAGUGUGAUCGGACGUACGCCUUGGGGAGGAGGAAAGCGCAGUGACGGCUACGCUGUGCCCCACGACUGCAAGUCUAGCUCAGACUAG
Kalmanozyma brasiliensis GHG001 is the source of this 2898-nucleotide messenger RNA. Its product is annotated as Peptidase M36, fungalysin. The record is from RefSeq and is a predicted model, not a curated record. The transcript has a single exon. Lineage: Eukaryota; Fungi; Basidiomycota; Ustilaginomycetes; Ustilaginales. Gene Ontology annotation, molecular function: zinc ion binding; metalloendopeptidase activity. The coding region runs from base 1 to 2898 and encodes 965 amino acids.